GACCAAUCAGGCGAUGGAGGGGGCGUUCCUAAAGCGUCGUCAUCAUUAUCCCCUGAUUCUCGAAGCACAACAAACCCGGCGAUUUACCCGCAUGAAAACAAAACGCACAAAGUAAAGAACGACACACAGAAGUAGUCAGCUAUGGGGAAGUCCCAGUCAUGCUUGCCCAAGCACAAAGACGACUGUCAGGACGCGUUGACGACAAACACAGAGUAUGGUGAGAACCACACGCAGGAGGAUGGAAGGAAUGGAGAGGUGUCACAGUUCCCCUAUGUGGAGUUCACUGGACGGGACAGCGUCACUUGUCCCACCUGCCAGGGCACCGGGCGAAUCCCACGAGGUCAGGAGAAUCAGCUGGUGGCUCUGAUUCCAUACAGCGACCAAAGACUGAGGCCCAGCAGGACAAAGCUUUAUGUGAUGAUUUCGGUGAGUGUUUGCCUGCUGCUCUCUGGCCUGGCCGUCUUCUUCCUCUUCCCGCGCUCCAUCGACGUCUCCUACGUGGGCGUGAAGUCGGCCUACGUGGCCUACGACCACCAGAGACAAAUCAUCUAUCUCAACAUAACGGUAAUUGCUGAGCUGAUUCCAAUGGGAAUAGUUCAAUACGGGACAGAUCAAUGUCUGUCUUACCACACACAGCAUUCCCUAAACAUCAUCAAUAAUAACUACUACACCAUAUCCGUCACUAACAUCACCGCCCAAGUGGAGUUCUCCAAGACGGUGAUCGGCAAGGCAAAGUUCAACAACAGCACGGUGAUUGUACCACUGGGCCAGCAACAGCUCGACUACACAGUUCCCACCGUCAUUGCGGAGGAAUUAAAUUAUAUGUUCGACUACUGCACACUGCAGUCCAUCAGAGUGCACAACAUGGUGGUCAUGAUACAGGUUACCGUGACGACGUCAUACUUUGGCCACGCCGAGCAGGUCUCCCAGGAGAUGUACCAGUACGUGGACUGUGGGGGGAACACCACGUCCUUACACGGUCACAUGGAGGUCUUCUAAUGAGCGUCUACUCGUCACACAGAGAUCCCUCUGCUUCUUCUUAGCAGGAAGGUGGAGUACUUAAAAAGUCUAAAAGGCUGGUUUGGUAAGAUAUUGUUAAUAAUAAAAAGUGGACAUGAUGGCUGCUGUCCACGACAGAGUGGUAAAGUAAAAGCACUUGGUGAAAAAGAAAGAAACGGUACUCUGCACCACUUUUAACAAUAACCGAUUCAAUGUGCUGUUUCACUUUUAACCCUUUCAACUCAAAUGUUUAUGAAUGCCAGCUGGUCUGGACCACUAAACCCCCCCACUCUACUGUGACUCACUGUCGCCCACGGAGGAAUACGCUGGUACGACAAGCGUCACUGGCUUGACGACCACUUCCCAAAGUGUAGUUUUCAUUUGUGAACACCACAAUGAAGGAAGCUCUUUUCACUGAAGCUUUUGUGUAUUUUUUCCUCAUUCAUUUAAUAUGGACUGUUUUAUUGUGUUUUCUGUUCACUUUGUCAGUGUGAAUAUAAUGGAAAUGAUUGAUGAUGCUAGUGUAUUUUCUACUGACACCUGCUAAUAUCUUUCCAUUGAAAGUUGAAAGAGAAGGGUGAAGGUAUAUAUUUUUGAAAGAUGCGACACAUUUUGGAGUGUUGACUCUACAAAUGCGGCAUUUGAAUGCUGUCAUGUGUUUGGUAUUGUGGGCUCAUUUACAGUGUGAACGACUGUAUCUUACUAGAAGACUGACCUGUGACUAACUCGGAGCUUUCUCCCUUCCUUCAUGUUCCUUGAUGUGGCCGUAGCAUGAUGUUGUAAGAACACCUUGCCAUGCUUUCAUUGGAUUCAUUUGUGAUGCAAUAAGGAAAAUAUGUGUUUAGGUUUGAAAGCCUGAAGCUCAGAAUAAAAUCUUUUUGUUGUA
Messenger RNA from Dunckerocampus dactyliophorus (ringed pipefish), 1885 nucleotides. RefSeq names its product transmembrane protein 106Ba (gene tmem106ba). The record is from RefSeq and is a predicted model, not a curated record. The coding region runs from base 142 to 999 and encodes 285 amino acids. NCBI's taxonomy places the organism in Eukaryota, Metazoa, Chordata, Actinopteri, Syngnathiformes, Syngnathidae. The transcript is spliced from 8 exons.